AUGCCCCGCCUUCACUCGGACACCAACACGGCUCGUGUACACUUCAUAAUAUUGUUGUACGUUUUGCUCAUACCAAACACCGUACAGGGAGCGUGUCUCUCUUCGUUCUCACCUUUUCCUAUUUUUUCUUUUCUUUUCUUUCUUUCUUUCUUUCUUUCUUUCUUUCUUUCUUUCUUUACUAUUGUGCACACCACUUUUCUUAAUGUUAUCCACUUUCUCAUUCAUAUUUAUAAGACAUAUGUCUGUUUAAACCUACUUCUAAGUCCUAUCUAUCUAUCUAUCUAUCUAUCUAUCUAUCUAUCUAUCUAUCUGACCCACCGAGAAUCACAACAUCUAUCUAUCUAUCUAUCUAUCUAUCUAUCUAUCUAUCUAUCUAUCUAUCUAUCUAUCUAUCUAUCGUUUUGUAGACGGACCCACCGAGAAUCACAACAUCUAUCUAUCUAUCUAUCUAUCUAUCUAUCUAUCUUAUUCAUAUUGAUCAAAGACAUAUAUCGCUUUACACCUACUUCUAAGUCGUAUCUAUCUGCCUGUCUGUCUAUCAAAUGUAUCUCAUUCAUAUUGAUGAACGACAUAUAUCUGUUUAUACAUACUUUUAAGUCCUAUCUAUCUAUCUAUCUAUCUAUCUAUCUAUCUAUCUAUCUAUCUAUCUAUCUAUCUAUCUAUCUGAUAUUGAUUAAAGACAUUCGUAUCAAUCUGUCCGCAUCUCUGUCUGUCUGUCUAUCUAUCUAUCUAUCUAUCUAUCUAUCUAUCUAUCUAUCUAUCUAUCGAUUCAUCUUCAUAGCGAUCAAAGACUUGUAUAUCUAUCUAUCUAUCUAUCUAUCUAUCUAUCUAUCUAUCUAUCUAUCUAUCUAUAAAGGCUUACCCACAUUACUGCCAGCCACUCUCUCUCUCUCUCUCUCUCUCUCUCUCUCUCUCUCUCUCUCUAUCUAUCUAUCUAUCUAA
Acanthosepion pharaonis is the source of this 942-nucleotide messenger RNA. The record is from the annotation of a GenBank genome assembly. Lineage: Eukaryota; Metazoa; Mollusca; Cephalopoda; Sepiida; Sepiidae.